AUGACCGAAAUAACUCCUGCACCCAAAGAAGAGCCCAUUCCCAUUGAGCUUGAAAAGAAAUCUGAUGUUAAGGCUGAGCCAAAGUCUGAGGAGGUAACUCCUGAGGUUGAAAUUACCGCUGUGCCUGAAACCAAUGAAAAGAAAGAAGAGUUGCCUUCGACUAUUACUGAAGGAUACUUACAAAAACGAACUCCCAAAACAAUUAUGAAAAUAUGGAGUAAAUCUUAUUUCACUGUUGGAACUGAUCCUAUUUCUUUGGAUAACCUUCGUCUUUAUCAUAAGAAAAACGUAAAAAAGGUUCCCUCAGAAACUGCUCCCGCUGAAACUGAGGUCGUUGAAAAAAUUAUUUCUAAAGUCGAAGAACCUGCUUUGGAAACCAUUGAACCUACCAAAGCCGAAGAACCUGUCGCAGAAGCUACCGAGACUACAAAGGCUGAAGAGUCAGUUGUGGAAACCGCUGAACCCCCCAAAACAGAAGUUCCCGUUGCUGAAACUACUGAAGUUUCCAAACCUGAAGAACCUGUCGUAGCUGCUUCAACUGAUGCUGAAAAGGUAGAUGAAACAAAAGAACCUGAAGACAAAAAACCGGAAAUCAAGGAGCAACCUAUCUCCACAACUAUUGUUGAGGAGGAAGCCAAACAUGCCGAAACCAAUGUAUCAAACAGUUAUUAUAAAAACAUUGCCCAUGCUACAAAAACUGGUAAUGGAUUAUUAUUCUACUAUAAAUCAGAUAGUGAUGCCCGUAAUAAGAAACAGCCACUUGGUAUAAUUAACUUGAAAGAAGUCGAUGGUGUCGAUAAAGUCUAUCCAAUUGAUGAUUGCGCUGGUAAACCAUUUGUCUUCAAAGUUGAAACAAAUUAUCGUCUUUUCGAACUUGCUGCUGAAUCAAAUGUUGAACGAGAUCGUUGGAUUAAAACUAUCAAGGAAAAAAUUGAGGAAGCGGACAAAAUCGAUGUUGAAAGUUCUGAAGAAUAUAAAGCUACUUAUAGUAAACUUGAAGGAGGAAACGCAUUUAUUAAUCACAAGUCUGACAAUAUUAUGUCGGAUACUGAAAUGUUUUCCGGUGAUGAAGAAAAUACUGAUCCUCCAAAACGUAAUGUCAAAAAUGUUGAUCCCAAUAGACGUAGAUCUGUUUUUACACAAUUGUUCUUUGGUGGAAGAAAGGCUUCGACAUCCGAUGCUACAACCUUAGUAACCACAUCUGAAACCAUUAAUGAAGAUGGUACUAAAGAAGUUAUCACUGAAACAAGUGAGAUUAUAACUACCGAAGAAGUUUUAAAAACCGAAGAUAUCAAAACCGAAGAAGGUUCUCCUAAAUCUCCUCAUAAACCUAGUAGAUUCCCUUUCAAUAUUUCCUUUAGUAAGAAAGUUGAAAAAGGUCAUGAUACUAAAGAAGAAACAACAACUUCAGAAAUAAUUAAAGAAGUAGUUGUUAAAGAAAAAGCUACUGAGGAAGCUACCAAUGCCGAAGCCAGUGCUGCUGUUAUAACUGCGAAUGGUGUAGAAGUUACUGAAGAAAAUAAAGACGAAAAACACGAAGAGAAACAUAAGAAAGGGUGGAUUGAAAAUCUCAACCUUUUCAAGAAAGUUGCCGGAAAAGAGACUCAAAAAGAGGAGAUUACAGAAACCGAAGAAACGAAUACUGAACAAACCAAAGCUGAUCAUGCUGAGACUCCUGCCGAAGAGGAAGCACAUGAAAUUCGACAUAAAGAGCACAAGGACGGUAUCUUUAAGAAUUUAUUCAAAGGAAAGGCAAAGGACGAAACUCCUCAUGAAACUAAAGGUGAAACUACUGAAGUUGUUAAUGAAGCUUCUGCUGAGGAUACUACCAUUGAAGCAAAAGGCGAAGGAAAAACGGAAACGGAAGAGAAAUCCGCAGAAACUCCCACAGAUAAACAAGAUGAUCAUUCAAGAACCAUAUUAGGUGUCAAAUUACCAUUUGGUGCUAAAAGCAAACAUGUUUCUGAAGAAAAAACCGAAACAUCAGAAGAUAAAGUUGAAAGUAAAUCUGAUGAACAAGUAGAACCAAAGAAAUCAGAGAAUAAGGAAGAAAAGGAUGAUGAAAAAAAGGAAGAUAAAAAGGAAAAGAAGGAAAAAUCAAAGAAAGAAAAGAAGAAGAAAGAAAAAGAACACGAGAAAGAAAAGAAAGAAGCAGACGAUUCAUCGUCAACAUCAUCAUCUUCGUCCGAUUCUUCUGGAGGUGGUGUUGUUCGCAGAGUCACCCAAAUCUGGAGAAGAAAUAAAUCACAUAAGACUGAUUCAUCUCAUCGAGAAGUCGUAAAUGAAGCAUCAGAGGAAAACGAAGAAAAAAAGGAAGCUGAAACUUCCGAAGCAAAAUCCACCGAAAAGGUCGAAAAAGCUCCCGAACAAACAAUACCAGAAAGCUCUAACGAAUCUACAGAAGAUAAGGUUAAAAAAGAUGAUGAGAAAAAGAAAGAAAAGACUUCGAUAUUCGAAAAUUUGAAGAGAAUAAGUAGUGGUCUCGGUAAACGACAAAAUUCUUUGCCACAAGAAGCUACACAUGAAAAAGUUGAAUCAACAGAUUCAGCCGCUGUUGCAUCAGCUUUGGAAGCAACUGAUGUCGAAAAUGUUGAUAAAAAAGCAAAAAUUGAAGAGAACGAAUCAGUUCAAAAUAUAUUAAAAAAAGGAAACCUUCAUAAACAAACUCAAUUUCGUAAAAAUCUCGAAAUUCGUUACUUUGAACUCACUAAAGAUAAAAAAUUAGUCUACAAUCGAUCUGAGACAGAUUUUUCAGCUACAAAAUCGAUUGAUCUUUCUGAUAGUAAAGUCAAAUUAUCUUUAGUUAAAGCACAUGAAGGUAAAUCUCCUUACUUGUUUGACCUUGAGACAAAAACAAGAACAUUCAAGAUAGGUGCUGACACUGAAGAAGAACGUGAUUCAUGGAUCCAAUCGCUUAAAGAGGUCGGUGUUACUCUUGUAUCUGCACCUACUGAAAAGGAACAACCAACAUCCAGCCAAAAAACCGAAGAAGUUUCCACAAGACUCGAAGUUACCAAGAGUGAAACUAAUCUUCAAGAAGAAAUUGAUGCUGUUGCUGCGUCAGUAUCUGAAACCCAAGAGCCAACGACGACAUCAGAUAUUGUAGAAACUAAAGAAGAGAAAGAAACCACUGCAUAA
Messenger RNA from Funneliformis geosporum, 3138 nucleotides. NCBI's taxonomy places the organism in Eukaryota, Fungi, Glomeromycota, Glomeromycetes, Glomerales, Glomeraceae. The record is from the annotation of a GenBank genome assembly.